Molecule: messenger RNA, 1981 nt
Organism: Microplitis mediator
Lineage: Eukaryota; Metazoa; Arthropoda; Insecta; Hymenoptera; Braconidae
Product: neural cell adhesion molecule 1-B-like
Exons: 8
Coding region: 307-1773 (488 amino acids)
Molecular function (GO): protein binding
Source: RefSeq, a predicted model, not a curated record
UCGCGUCUCUCAGUUUGUAUUUAGUACUACCUCUAAUCAGUCGUGAUCAUAAUCGUGUAUCUCCACCAUAACAUCUUUACAACUUAGAAAUAAUAAAAAAAAUUUAUAAUCGACUAGAAAUAAAAAUAAAAUUUUUAUGGGGUUUAAUUCCUAAGGUAUUUAAAUAGACAGUUGUAAUUAAUCCGUCCGCGUAGUCGUGGUGAUUUAUUAAAAUAAAAAUCAGUGGUGCAGGUGUUUAUUCAUAUUAAUAUUUUAUCUUAAUUGAUAAUAUUUAUUUAUUUAUUUUUUUAAAAAUAAGACAUUGAAAUGUAUUCAACGAGGAUUGCUGCUAUUUUCGCUAUUCUUCUCGUCUGUCGUGCCUACGGGAGACCAGACAAAAUUGCCGAAGAUAAAGAAGGCGAAGACGACGGUUAUUUCGGCGACGAUACAGAGCGGGAUUAUGACGAAGAAACGGAGACAGAUCCUGAUAAUGAGAGCAAUGGGACACCCGCCGAACCGCCGGAAAUAAAGACCAAACCCCUGAUGAUCGAAGUUAGGCCGGGUAGCAACGUUGAGUUGCCCUGUUACGUUGUUAAUGGAGACGACUUUGCUGUCGAAUGGAAGAAAGGCAACGUCAGUUUGUUCUUCGGAGAUUCCGAUAUGAUUAAAGACACUCGGAUAGUUACCACAGCUAAUCACAGCUUAAUAAUUUACAAUGUUACCAAAAGCGACUCCUCGGAUUCGUACUCGUGUGUUCUUUUGGCUGACUCACAAUUGGAAGUAAUUCACGCGGUUCACGUUGUCGAUAAAUCCACGGACCGCAAAGACGACGACAAGCGGAUCCGCGUUAUUCCUAGCAAAAAAGUCGAGGUCGACGAAAAUCAGAGUACUACUUUUGGUUGUGAAACUAGAGAUCCAACUGUCAAAAUUAUUUGGUCUCACAAGGGAUCGAAAUUACAACAUGGCGAAGAAAUCCAAAAAAACGGUAAAUACGUGGCAAUAAAACAGGCAAAUAGACAUCAUGGAGGUCGUUAUCAAUGUCUUGCUGAUGUUGCCAAUGAAGAGCAUCCUCCCUACGAAUUCAUUGACGUCAUUGUCAAGUUUAAACCAGUAAUAGAGGCUGAGCAUGACAUUGUCCACACGGGAUUAGGAUUAACGUCUGAGCUGACGUGUAAAGUUCACGCACAUCCGCGUGCCAAGGUGACAUGGAUGAAAAAUGGCAAGCAAGUUAGCGGUAAAAAAGAUAAGAAACUUCAUCCAGAGGAUAAGUCUUCACGUGUUCUAGUUAUUGAACACACUGAAGAACAUGAUCUCGGUGCGUACACUUGUGUCGCGUCAAACCCAAUGGGCGAAGCAACCAAGGAAAUAAUUCUGACUGGAAACCCAGCCAAGCCCAAGUUUGUCGGCAUUGAUAAUAAAGAUGACGAAAAGACUGUGGUCUUCAAGUGGAAGGUCAAGAGUUACGCGCCAAUCAAAGAGUACAAAUUGGAGUAUCGUCGCAAAGGCGAAGGAGAAUGGAUCUCAGAGAGUCCUGAUGUUAAAGACGGAGAUAGAAAUGAAUUUAUGGUCGAGCAUGCUCUGAAAGAUCUUCAGCCAGGCGUGUCAUAUGAGACGAAGCUGUUGGCCAAGAAUGACUUCGGAUGGUCGUCGAGUUCCGAUACCCACUACUUUAAAAUAGAAUAUAUUUCCGAGCCACAAAACGUGACAGGAUAUAGCAGUGCAUCAUCGACGCGGUCGCUUGCGGCACUCUCAGUACUCCUAGUCUUCUUGUCAUACAUUUCAACGAAUAUUUAAUUUAUUAAUCACUCCAUACUACAUAGAUAAUUCGCUGCAGCCAAAGCGUAUACACACCAAGCAAACUUCAUGGUGGAUCUAAGAACGAAAAUUGCCUAGGGGAGUGCCACUAACAACAUUACUUACGUCGUUGACAACCCAUCGAUAUUAAAAAAAAACAAGUCUUCAUGUAUAUAUAUAUAUAUAUAUAUAUACACAUAUUUAUAUA